UUGUCGGAGGCUUCGUUGAGGAGAUAUUAACGGAAAACACUGACCAAUCAGAGCGCGAGAAUGCCGUUGGUGCGGUCGCGGUAGCGAAGGCUAUGUGCUAAGCGGCCGCGCUUGUACGCGAACAAGCGACUCGACGUGCAUCGAAGGACAUUGACGCUGCCGCCUAUAGCGCGUAGCCUUCGCUACCACGGCCGCUCCAACGGCAUCCUCGCGCUCUGAUUGGUCAGUGUUUUCCGUUAAUAUCUCUUCAACGAAGCCUCCGACAACAUUUUCGCUAAGGAAAAAGUUGUUUCAAAUCACCUCCCGAACCACCCAUUUCAAGGUGUUACAACAUUUUUGGGACACCCUGUAUAGAUAAUUUUUUUUUUUUUAGGGAUUAAUAACGUACACCUGCAUCAAUAUCAAGCUAAUCAAAGUACGGUUUUUGUUAUAAUGUUUCUUUAAUUAAUUUGUAUAUCAAUUUUGCAUACGAACAGGUAGCAAUCUCCAGAUAUUUGCAAAUAGAGCUUUGAUCAGUUUUACUUAGAAACGUGCACAAUUGGUCUCAUAACAAAAAAGUAAAGAAAAAUGGGAAAUAUUCAGUUAAUAUUUUACACAACACGAUGAAUUAAAUUAAUCGGACGUUUUUGAUUGGGACGUAUCUCGUUCGAAAAUGAAGAUUCCGAUACGGGAUUGGCUGUAAUUGAUGUUCGUGUCGGUGAUGUAAUUCUGGUGGUUUAUUUUUUUUUUUCGCAAAUCUGUUCACUGAUCUAGUUUUCGAAAGAAACGAUCGUCGUGUUUCGUUUGAACGUGUCGUGUCGAGGGGCGAAUUCGAUGUAUCGAGUUGUACGUUCGGAAGGCGUUGCAAAUAAAAGAAAUAUGGAAAGUCCGCGGGUGAUUUUGGAACGCGUUCUUUCGUCUAUUGUGUGAAAUUAAAUCGAGAAUGGCCGGGAAGAUGGCGGCGGCAGAGUUAAAACAUGAUAAUGUUUCGUGCUACGAAACUGUGAAAGGAAAUGUAUCGACAGUAGUAUCGCACAGAGAAAUCGAAUGCUACCGGUUCAGAUUGUUAGACUUAAUCUACUACUUGACUUGUGUCAUUUUUUUUUUCAUCGAUAUAGCAACAGGUGAACAAGGAUUAAAAGUGUAUUGUAUAGUUUUCGUAUUUUGUUCAGAAAUGUUUUAUCUUAUUAAUAUAAAAUAAUACAAAAAUGGUCGACAAAUUUAUAUACUUUUAGCGUAUCCAACGUGGAAAGUGAAACAUAGACCUCUUUACGGUUUAUACAUUAUUUACAGUUGUGCACGUUUAUUGUAAUAUAAUAAACAAUGCAGUACAUGCAACUUAAAAUUUCAUGAUUCUUGCAACCUUUAUAGUAGUGUGAAUAAAUAUAGACUUCGAUUAAAUGAUAGUAUUGUAUUUAUGGAAUACUUUUUACAAGGCCAAUUUAUUUGGGGAUGCUUUGCUUUGAGUUUCACAAUUCUACCCGCUGGUGUUAUCCAAAUGUUUAGUUUAAGAUGGUAUCACAGCGAUGGUUCUAUUAAAGCUAUACAUUGGUUGUUACACUUUUUGUUCUUAGGAAUAUUACACAGGUAUUUAAUAUUACUGUAUGCUACAAUAUAUUCCUUAAGAAGCAAACGAUUUGCGAAGGAUAAAAAUUGGGUAUAUAGACAGGAAAGUGAUAUAUGCAUGUUGCAUUUGUUUGAGUCGUUCAUGGGAGCUGCUCCACAAUUAAUAUUGCAGCUAUAUGUCAUGGCAGUAUUACGUCGCACACCAUUGUGGACAAGUUUAUCUGCCAUAGUGUCCUUUUGUUCGUUGAGCUGGGCUAUAGGUACAUAUACAAAAGCGAUGCACAAAAUAAAUCCUGGCCAUAACGAGACAACAUGGGUAGUGUUGACUCUUCAGGGUGUUUGGCGAGCAGGAAUGUUAAUAUCCAGAAUAGCAGUAUUGGUUUUGACGGCAAUCUGUUUACGGGAAUGGUUUUUAUUGUUUCUUGGACUCCAUUGGCUAUUUAUGACUGUUUGGGUAAUUCUACAAAACACAGACUUCUGUCCCACAGUGUGGGAGGAGCGUAUUUACAAUUGCAUCAUAGGAUUAAUUUAUUGCUUCGACUUUUUUAACUUGCGCGUCGGCAAGUCUCGGUACAGAGUACUUAUCUUUUACACUAUCAUCGUGACAGAGAACAUCGUGUUUUUAGUUAUUUACGUAUCGUGUUUUAAAGAUGCAAUUAAGACUGAAGAGAUAGCCAUAGUAACGAGCUUAAUAGCCGGAGGGAUGUUGAUCGGUAUUUCGAGUAUGUUGUUUUAUUACGGAAAGUUUCAUCCGUCGAAGGGUAUUUCUAAAGACACUGAUAACAAUAAGUCUGAGAUGGUCACUGAUGUAGCCGUCACUCCCAGAUCCUUCAAACAGUAUUAUCCUAAUGCUUUGUGUUCCGUCAACCAUUCUCAAGGCACUGCCUCCGAGGAGAUCACCACGGACAAGCAGUCCUUGUUGACGAACAUCGUGCAGAGUUCCGAGUGCGCGGAGAACGGUAUUAUCAAUCAGAGUUGUAAGAUCGAGAACGAAUCGAAGACUGCCGUAUGCGUGAUGUCGGAAUGCGAGUCGGCGCACAAGAAUUUCUCGCAACACGAGAAAUUCGAAAUACAAAACGACUGUAACGAUGCAACCGAGAAAGCCAUCCACCGUCAGAAACGCAGGGGCAUUUGUCUGCCGACUACGCAGGCGCUGGACAUAGAUAAGGAUGUCACAGCGAAGGAUCCGUCGCAGAAGAGGCGCGGAAUUUGCUUCUCGACGCGACUGAUCCUCGAGAUGGAAAACGAGACGGACGAGACGGUCGCUGCCGACCAAAAAUCGAUGCCAGACGCGGCUGCGAAACUCGACGAAUUAGAGGUGGCGUGCGACGAUCUGAACGGUAUCACUAUAUUGAGGGACAGGCUGGAGACCCCUACGAGCUUCAACGAUGAGAAAAUUUCCGAAACGGAAAAACUGACAAAGGAAUUGCAGCAAAGGGACGAAACGAUGAGUUGCGUCACCUCGAUACACGACUACGAAAACGUCUGUCCCCUUGGGGUUGCUAGACCGCCCUGGUGCAUCCGUAGUUGGAAAGGUUACACGGAUAUAGAGACUUAUAUCCACGAUGACAGCGUUGUCAGAGAUAGACGACGAGAUACGUUGACAAGCACCACCACUGGGACAACUUACAGCUCGGAGUUCUCGGACACGACGUGCGCUAGUUCAGUAUUGAGAGGAAUUCUGAAGCAAGAGGAUUAUCUCGACACGCUAGCGUAUGAUCUGAUUGAUCCUCGCGAGUUGAGAGCUCUGUAUAGCGAGGAUCCUUCCCUGGCUACGAAAAGGACUUCUUCCGACGUAGACGAGCAGAACGCCACGCUUUACAUUGCCAAGCCGGUAGUGAUAGAUGAUAAAGGUGGAAUGUUCGCGCUGGAUACCAUUGUGGAGGAACACGACGAAUUGGACGAGAAAUUUGAGUACGCUCGACCUGGCUGUGAUUCGGUCAGCACUCUGGUGAGCACGAUCGAUCAGAUCAGAAAGUACACGGCUGAUAAUUCCCCGAGGCACGUGUUUCACACGACAGGAACACAGUGCGAGGAUUUCGAUCCGAAAGAUCUGAUAAGGAGAGCACAGCUCACCAGAGCGUUGUUCAAGAACGAUCUUAAAGAUCCUGCCACCGUUAACAGGAAUUACAUCAAUCGAUUGGACGAUCCAGAGGCGAUCGUUCGGGGGAAACGCGAGAUUGACGCUAUUCGAGACUUUGUCAAAUAUUGCGCGAUAGAAUCGAUCAAGAAAACGCCUCUGAUAGACGCGAUACUCUCCGAUUCGCCGAUUCUGGGUAGCAAACCGAAGGUACAGAAGCAGGUAAAAGACGAUCCGAAGGAGAAUGAUCUGUACGUCGAGAUGAGUCCUCUAGUACCUGUUGAAAACAUUGAGAUUGUACAUAAUAAUUUAUCCGAGACCAGCGUGUCCGAAUCCAAUGAUCGAAGCCACGAAAACGUGACGAUGAAUGUUUCAGCUAACUCUGGUGAUACGGAGAAGAUUGACCCGCCACCUUGCGACAAACGUAGAAAAGCCAUCAACUAUCCGAGACGAAAAUUUUCUCUGCUGAAGGAAAAGUUUGAAUCGAAAUCACAGCUCGUGUACGUUGUCACGCCACACAAUGCCAUUAAAAUAGGACAGUCGACCGUUUCUUCCGAAUCUGAUCCAUCGAGGAAGAACGUUUCGGUUAUAUUAAAGAAGACGGACGUUUCGACGAAACACGAUAAAGAGAAUUUAGCUCCUGCCAUGUUGAACGUUAGUCACGUUAGUCAAACGAAACAUACUCCAAACGAUAGAUCUCAGGCGAACAGGGAAAAAGCUGACUCCAUUUACGAAAACGAUAAAUCUUCGUGCAAUACCGAUUUGAAUUUGAAAGAGAGAAGACAUAUAUUCUUAGAGCAAGUUUUAUCGCCCCCGAAACGGUUGACCUGGAACAAAAGAAAGUCUUUCGGCGGGACUACCGUGAAAAAGACUUAGAG
Messenger RNA from Hylaeus anthracinus, 4503 nucleotides. RefSeq lists its product as uncharacterized. The record is from RefSeq and is a predicted model, not a curated record. Lineage: Eukaryota; Metazoa; Arthropoda; Insecta; Hymenoptera; Colletidae. The transcript is spliced from 5 exons. Gene Ontology annotation, cellular component: plasma membrane. Gene Ontology annotation, biological process: engulfment of apoptotic cell; apoptotic process involved in development; phosphatidylserine exposure on apoptotic cell surface. The coding region runs from base 1397 to 4501 and encodes 1034 amino acids.